GCAUGCGCAGGACAAACGGUCGGCGCGGAAGAUUUGCAGUUUGAAUGGCUAAGUCGGAGCUGGGGAGGGGAUUGUGUUUUUAACUGGUCCAGCAAUGUAGAAAUGGCUAAGUUGGUAAGCCUGUCGGAUUCGGACCUUUCGGCUUCUAGCGAAGAGUCGGUGUCCAGUCGGAUACACAGAAGCCUGAGACUCGCAGAGCAGGAGAAGAGGAAGAAUGAGGCGGAGAAGCCGUUUGUUCUGGCCCUGAAGUACUUCUCUGAGGUUGAAGUGGGGACUCCUGUAGUCGGGAACGAUGAGUUUGAAAACCACCUGGCACAGGUGGAGAAGGUGGCAUUCAGCAAAGGACUGUCCCCAGAGGCCAUUUCUGUUAUGCUGGAGUUCGCUAUGAGCCUUCGCAUGGGGAGCAGUCCAUGUGCGCGAGUACUGAAGUGUCUGAUCCCUGACUCGGUGGUGCCACAGGAAGCUGUUUUUCGAGCCGUAGUUUGGCUCAGUGUGGGGAAAAUACCCAUCAGCACCCAGGUACUGUUUAUAAAGUGGGUGUUGACUGUAUUUGACAUGAUCGAUGCAAAGGAUAAGCUGCGAGCUAUAUAUGGCUUCAUCUUCAGCUUCAUCACUGAUGAAAAUCUGUGCCCUUUUAUCUGCCACUUGUUGUACCUGUUAACCAGAAAAGUAAAUGUGCGUGUCUUCAGAGUCAGGAAGCUACUGGAACUGCAGUCUAAACUGGGAAGGCAGCCGUAUCUCCUACACCUUCUUUCACUUUAUAAAGUGUUUUGCCCUGAACUGGUGACGCUGUCCAUUCCAUCCCGGAUGAGGAGCGGGUUUAAGAAUCACAUCUCCCCAUGGAAGUCGGCUUUGAUGGCGCUCCAGAAGAGGGGCAGUUUGCAGGUCGCCUCCAGCAUCAGUCUGAACUUCACUCUCAAAAACAAAACCGGCUCUCGGAAAAGGAGACACAGGCACCUGGAGCUACCAGAGUUGAGCCGCGUCACCAACACUGGGGUGAAUACGGAGCAGACCUCCAGUAGGAAGCUGGUCCCCCUUGUGCAGAUCCAGUCUUUUGAGCAGCUGUUGAAAAACAUGCAUCAGAUUGAGCUGCCUGCUCAGAUGGGCUCUCUGCUGGGUUCCCGUCUGGCUCUGCAGUACCUGGACUGCGUGCAGGAUGAGUCUGCCCUCCUACGCCUCAACUUCUGGCUGGGCUACGCUCUCCACGAAGAAUUUCUAUUCUGCACCGACGGAGGAGCCGGCCAGAAUGCAGAAGAAGCUCUCCAGUUUUUAAACAAGCUGCUCUCAGCACAGCAGUUCCUGCAGGAGGGGUUUCACAGCUCUGAUGCUUUCCUCUACAAAUUUCUCAACAUUUGGGAUGGAUCUCUGCUGCGUCCGCAGAUCCUCGGCCUUCUGAGUAACAUUCCUGUCAUUCCCAGCUCACAGAUCGAAGUACUUCUGUUUGAGCCUCUCAUGCAGCUCUUCUUCACAUCCUCGCUGUUUUUUAAGUGUGGACUGAUUGAAUGUUUAAACAACAUGCUGCUAAAGUGGCUGACCUGGCACUCUGUGUACGCUCUGGAAGACGACCUGGACAUCAGCCUCCACAGCCACACAUCCAUAAACAUUACCCUGUCAGGGUUCAAGGACUCUGUGAUGGACUUGGUUUGCUUUGUGGGUCGGCUGGCCUCCAUGGGCCUGCAGCUGGAGGGCUGCCACUCUCUCCUGCUCAGCUUUGUUCUGGAUUUCUACGAGACUGUGUGUGACACCUUCCUGAAGUUUGGCCUUCCCCUGGUGGUCAUGCCUCCUCCGGGCGUCUUUUACCCCGCUAUGUUUGCCACUGACCCGGUCAGUUUGGACAGACUGGCCUACAUCAUGAACAGGUACAAAAUGAACCUGACGUCGGCCAAGAGUCAGGAGAAAGUGACCAGUCAUGCCUUUCACAUCAGCCGUCAGACUUACCAGGAGUUCAACAACUACCUGGCGUUUAUGGUCAACUGCCUGUGGAACUCCAGCAUGCGUUGUCCAGAAACUGAUAUACAGCUUUCAGAGGAACUGCUCGAGAAGAGCGUCGUCCCACAGCCCUGGACACGCUUCGACCUCAUCCACCACCCAGCUUUCAUGAUGUACGCUGUGGAGUUUCACCAGAAGUGUUGGCCAGGCAGAAAGGACAUGGACCUUAAUUCCAUCAAGCAAGCCAAGCCAUGGAGCUGGUACCUGGAGUUUCUGUUCACCCAGGGCUUUGGUGGCCUAAAAGACUUUUUCCAGAACAACAUCAGCCGACCGGUGUGAGCAGACAAUGGGCAUGAUGGCGUGACACAGGGGCAAGAGCUCGACUCUGCGCAGAGCAAAAAACAACCACUUGUAUCUUAAGGAUGUUUUAAAAGACAUGUACAGUUUUACUCUUUUCCUCCUCCAUUUCUUUCAAGUGCUUUUUUAAUGUACAUAGUUUUAUGAUGCUAUGGCACAAUGAGUUGCUUAUGAAGUAUUCAAGGUGCCAUGCAAAUAAAGUGUUUUUAUAGUUUGAAUUAUGAAGUUUAACCCCAGAGAGACUCAUAUUUAUUCAAUUCAAUCAGUUUAUAUAGCGCCAAUUCUCAACAUAUGUCAUCUCAAGGCACUUUACAACUAGAUCAUACAGUCAGACUAAUUUUCUUGAAAGCAAUCCCUCACACCAAGCAUGCUUGUAGCGACAGUGGAGAGGAAAAAUGUCUUUUAACAGGAAGAAACUUCCAGGAGAAUCAGGCUCAGUGUGAGCGGCCAUCUGCCGAGGCAGACUGGUGUUCAAGUAAGCAGACAUAGAAUAAAAAAAGCAGGAAUACAAAAGGCAACUGUCCAUCAGCUCCACAGGCGACUCCACCCAGGAAACACACAGCCAGGCAGAUGAGCUCCGAGCUAGCUUCCAUGUCAGAGAAUGAAGCAGAGCACAUACUGGUAGUCACAGUCGGAGAAACAGGACUACACUGAAAAACAGGCCAAGCUCUGACAUCCACAAACAAAAGUGUUGAUGGCAGCAUUACAGCUGACACCCCUCCAGGAUGGUGUCACAGACAAACGGGACCAGAUGAAGCUAUGAUGAGGAAAAGAGUAUAAAGUUAGAGAUUGAACAAACAAAUACUGUAGAAUGGGAGAAUUGAGAAGGAAUGAUGAAAAGGGGUCCCUAUCAUCCAGCAGUCCAAGUCUAUAGCAGCACAAAUGCAGAAAAUAGCUUAGGAAAACGUAAGCAUUUUGGAUGAGGUAUAAGAAAGGUAGAACCAGAGUGUGGCCCAGGAGAAACUUUUAAUUAUGAAGUAAAUGAUUUUGGUCUGAAAGAUUCUAGAUUAAUGAGAUAUUUAGCACUAGAAUACAAUGCCAACACAAGAGGCUUGGUUAAUGGAAAAAAGGAAUUCAAUCGAUGUGCUUAAUGAAUGCCCAGAAACAGGUUCCAUUGUUUUAUAGUUUUCUUCCAUAAAAGCAUAAAGACCAUGGUGCUGGUGUGGAAAUCACUGUAGUUCAGAAACAAGCAGUAAAAAGUGUUCAAGAAAUGGAGAUUCCAUCUUCAUCCUGUGCUCAUAAAAUAGAACUGGAAUGCAAAACAAGAACAUCAUUGGGCUGAUAAAUAUGCAUCCUUUAAAUAUGCUUAUUAAAAUUACUGCAGGAGAACAUGGCAAUCUUUAUUUCCUCUGAUGUUUUGGGUCUGAUUCUAUAAAAUAAAUUUUAUUUUGUGCUGUUUGCA
Cyprinodon tularosa is the source of this 3688-nucleotide messenger RNA. RefSeq names its product centromere protein I (gene cenpi). The record is from RefSeq and is a predicted model, not a curated record. Bases 103 to 2268 code for a protein of 721 amino acids. The transcript has 20 exons. NCBI's taxonomy places the organism in Eukaryota, Metazoa, Chordata, Actinopteri, Cyprinodontiformes, Cyprinodontidae. Gene Ontology annotation, cellular component: kinetochore.